Egretta garzetta (little egret) is the source of this 885-nucleotide messenger RNA. RefSeq names its product potassium channel tetramerization domain containing 7 (gene KCTD7). The record is from RefSeq and is a predicted model, not a curated record. Gene Ontology annotation, biological process: protein homooligomerization. The transcript has 4 exons. The coding region runs from base 16 to 885 and encodes 289 amino acids. Lineage: Eukaryota; Metazoa; Chordata; Aves; Pelecaniformes; Ardeidae. Gene Ontology annotation, molecular function: protein binding.
ACGAGAGCCAGAGGGAUGGUGGUAGUUACAGGGCAGAACAAAGUGAGUGGAAACCCGGAUGAUGCCAUGUCGAGCUCAGAUGCAGAGGAUGAUUUCCAAGAGCCAGCCACUCCUACUGCAACCCAGGCAGGACAAGCACUACCUCUGCUGCCUCAGCAGUUUCCAGAAGUUGUUCCACUAAACGUGGGAGGCAUGUAUUUUACAACAAGACUGUCAACACUGAGACGUUAUGAGGACACAAUGUUGGCGGCUAUGUUCAGUGGAAGACACUAUAUUCCAACAGAUGCUGAAGGCAGAUACUUUAUUGACAGAGAUGGAACCUACUUUGGAGACAUACUUAACUUUCUGCGAUCUGGUGACCUGCCACCAAGAGAACGAGUGAGGUCAGUUUACAAGGAAGCUCAGUAUUAUUCCAUAGGACCAUUGCUAGACAAUCUAGAGGAUAUCCAGCCUCUGAAAGGAGAAAAAGUUAGACAAGCUUUCCUGGGCCUAAUGCCAUAUUACAAAGAUCAUUUGGAACGGAUAAUCGAAAUAGCAAAGCUGAGAGCUAUGCAAAGAAAAGCAAGAUUUGCAAAACUGAAGGUCUGUGUCUUCAAAGAAGAGAUGCCCAUCACACCCUACGAGUGCCCGCAUUUCAAUUCUUUACGUUUUGAAAGGAGUGAAAGUGAGACAAAGCUAUUUGAACAUCAUUGCGAAGUAGAUGUAUCUUUCGGCCCCUGGGAGGCUGUCGCUGAUGUAUAUGAUCUUCUGCACUGUAUUGUGACAGACCUGUCUGAUAGAGGGAUAACUGUGGAUCAUCAGUGUAUUGGGGUGUGUGAUAAACACCUGAUAAAUCACUAUUACUGCAAGCGUCCUAUCUAUGAAUUCAAGAUUACUUGGUGGUGA